UUUAAAUAGUAUUUAAAAAAACGAUAUGGGCAAGCUGUGAGAUAUAUGUUUAGAGUUGCCUCCAACAACGUACCCCCUUUGAAUUCAAUAGACAACCCUUUUUAAAUCGCAUACGCAAUGCAAUCGGUUAUUCAGAGUGGUGUUUGAAAUUGCCGGUUUCGAGUCGAAGGCCAGUUGAAGAUGUCGGGACUCAAGGUGUUCCUGAAGGAGGGCUUUAAUGUGGCGGCGGUGAUGGGUCUGGGCGAUGUGAUAGCCCAGUUUGGCGUCGAGAAGAAGUCGCUGGACGAGUGGGAUGCCGGCCGAACGCUUCGUUUUGGCGCCCUGGGGAUGGUGUUUGUGGGUCCGGUGCUCCGGCGAUUUUACGGCUUCCUGGAGUCGCGGGUUCCCAAGACCUACACCCCGAUCCGCAGGGGAGCCAUCAAGAUGCUGGUCGACCAAGGCCUCUUCGUGCCCCCCUUUGCGCUGGCCAUGUCCUUCCUGGUGCCGCUGGUCAAUGGCGAGCCGAUGGACAAAAUCCGUCAGCGCAUCAUCGACACCUACCCCACCAUCCUGGUCCGCAACUACAUGCUCUGGCCAGCCGCCCAGAUGAUCAACUUCAGCUUCGUGCCGCUGGGCUACCAGGUGAUCUACGUGCAGUGUGUCGCCCUCGUCUGGAACUGCUACCUCUCCAUAGUCCUCAACAAAUAGGGCUACGGACUACUCCUAUCUUUAUCCGUAUCCGCAUC
This is a messenger RNA of Drosophila takahashii, 725 nucleotides long. RefSeq names its product Mitochondrial inner membrane protein MPV17 (gene Mpv17). Gene Ontology annotation, biological process: cellular response to reactive oxygen species. Gene Ontology annotation, cellular component: cytoplasm; mitochondrion; membrane. NCBI's taxonomy places the organism in Eukaryota, Metazoa, Arthropoda, Insecta, Diptera, Drosophilidae. The record is from RefSeq and is a predicted model, not a curated record.